GAACGCUUUCUAUAACCGGCGAUCAUAUUUAGUUCCUCUUGCGCUGCUAUCCCGCGCGAACGUUUGUGCAAAUAUCGAAACAAACCUACCUAAACAACUUGUGGUAAACAGACGAGUUUGCUUUACGCGAUAUAACGAUAUAAAACCGCGCCGCAUCCGUCGGCUGGCGUUGUUAACAUUUGCCAACAGUGAAAGGCUGUUAUUAACUCUAAAAAGUAUAUAAUAAAAAACGUUGCGUUACAGAUUUCCAAUCAUUUUAAGAUGCGAACAGCGAUCUGGGUUCUAAUCCUCGUAGCUAUCGUCGCUGCAGAACUAGGUGACCCAUGGGUAGAAGAAGAAGAUUUAGAUGAACAAUACAAUGAUUAUAAAGAAGAAAGUCACGAUAGAAAGAAACGGGACGCAUACGUCGAAGGGCCUUUCGAGGAACAUGUAAGAAUCAAACGUGGUUGGAAAGAUGAGCCAAGUGAAAUAAAGGAUCGAGAGCGACGCGCGACAGAUCCUAAGUUACAUCAAUAUGAAGUCCAUGAACACAAUGACGAAGGAUCCUUACCAUCACCUCCGUAUGAGGAGAUGUUAGUGGCGAGUGCUGAGCAUUAUCACAAAGUAUACGUUGCUCCACCAAAAGGACGUAACUUAAGCCCUGAAGUGCAGCCUGGUCCGCUUACUUUCGGAGUUAAUCCUGUACCUGAAGCUUUCAAAGUUGCUGCACCAGUGUCUUUCUCAGUAUCUCAUGCUCACCAGCCAGCUCAAUUAGCUCCACAAACUGCAGCUCUUCUGAACGAUGAUUUGGCAGCCGCUGCUGGGCAUCAUCACGAGAAGGGGCAUGCCCCGUAUUCCCACAAGUGGACUCAAGGUGGCGGUGACGAACAUCACGGCGAUCAUCACGCUGAGCAUGGUGGAAAGACAACAAAAGGGGGUAACUCCAAGCACUAUGUAGACAAAGGUCAGAAGGGCUUCCGAACCAACCACCUCCAUCGCAAGGAGUACGAAGACGAGGAAGGGCUGAGGAAGAAGCACCACGAUGAAGCCAGCAACAAGGGCCAUCAUGAAGAGGAGGCAUUUGGAUCCAGGGGAGCGCACUUCGGAGAGAAGAAGGGACAUAAGAAAGGACAUAAGACCAAAGGCUUCCACAACAAAUACCACAAGGACGAGUUCCAGAAGGAGCACAAGUUCUACGACGACCUGUGGAAGGACGGCGAGCACCACCGCUACGGCAAGUUCAACGCCAAGCACGCCAGCGACGAGAGCGGCAAGAAGAAGCUGCACCAUGUCAACGGCGGACACGACUAUACGGAGCACGGGAAGAAAGGAUACAGCAACAAGGGCCACAUAGACGCAGACCACAAGGGCUACCACGGCAACCACGGCCACGAAGAGCACCAUCAGCACCAUGCGGAGCACGGGAAGAAGGGCAAGAAGAACGAUGGCUCCCAGUGGGGGUACGCCAAGAAACACUAGCCCGUAAGCUGAUAGAAAUAGGGUCUGUAAACAUAAAGCAUAUAGCAUGUAGGCUGUUCAGAAAAAUGAGUUCCGAAUUCGGUUGCACGCGUGAAAUUAGUGUGUUUUAUUUCAUUUUUCUCUUGUAUCUUUAUAUAAUUACUGUGGAAAGAAUAUUAAGUGCCGUGCCUGAAAAACACGCGUCAGUAUCAAGUUUUUUAUCAAAAUGUAAUACGUAAAGCUUUUAAUGCAAAUGGACACUAGCCACUAACUACUCGGUAUAUUUUAAAAUACCUAGACAAAAGAUGGUGGUCCCAAAAUAGCUGUUUUAUUUCGCGAUCACUUUGGAGGAAAUAACAACCUUCCUUACUUGAAUAAAAAAAAAUUAUAAAUAGUAGGUAAGUUAGUAAAAAAAUGGUGUUAAGUAUUAUUUUCCGCACCAAAUAUUAUAGAAGCAUAUAUACAAGCAUUUUCAUACUUUACUAGUUAGGUACCUAAGUAAAAGUAUUAUUUUAAUUUAAACUUUCGUGAUCAACCGAAUUGGCA
Maniola jurtina (meadow brown) is the source of this 1983-nucleotide messenger RNA. RefSeq lists its product as uncharacterized. The coding region runs from base 262 to 1458 and encodes 398 amino acids. The record is from RefSeq and is a predicted model, not a curated record. NCBI's taxonomy places the organism in Eukaryota, Metazoa, Arthropoda, Insecta, Lepidoptera, Nymphalidae. The transcript has 4 exons.